AUGAUCCAAGAAGCGGAGGUCUCCAUUCGGUCUUUCCGGUCUUUCCGCAACGGCCGCAAACGUGUGGGUGCGGGUGGGAAGUCGGCGACCGGAUCGGCCGGCGGUGGCCCGGCGAUGCUCCGGAGGCCAUUAUCGGCUGCGUCGGCGGGCUGGGGGCUGGCCUGGGGGCGGAGGUGGCCAGUGCGUGCCGCCGCCAAAGCAGCAGCUGCACACACCAGAGCAGAGCACGGCCGUAAUGGCGGCGCCUUCCCGGCAGCAGGGGACGCGUUUAAUGUAGUGGGCGGCGGGGCAGUGGGCGGUGCGGGCGGCGGUCUGCGCGGUGCGGGGGAUGCGGAUCGCAGCCCGGCCGGGAUGAGCCAAGUUGCGCAACUCCAUUACAAGUUGGCCGGCAGCGCGGGCCGCGCAGGCGCAGUGGCACUGCCAGCGCCAGCCACCACAAAGACCACCCCGUGGCGGCCGCUGUCCAUCCGGCGGGCCGGCCGACGCGCGCCGCCGCCGCCGCCGCCGCCGCCGCCGCCGCCCUCUGCUGGCAGCCCCGGGUCGGGGUUCACCGAGCUGAGCUGUGCGGCGCGGCCAAACACGCCGCAGGUGUUUGCGCACCAAGUUACCUGCUGUUUGCUCAUCACCUCAGCUCAGCGCGGCCGUGACCGGCUGGAGCGUCGCCGGCGGCAGCGGCGCUGCUGUGCCGUCGAUGUCUGCGCGCUUCGCUACCCGCCGCCUCCCGGGGCCAGCCGGGCACCUCCGUACCUGUGUGGGAGCUGGAACCACGACUCGGUGCCACCAGUAUCUGUCUGA
Molecule: messenger RNA, 795 nt
Organism: Schistocerca gregaria
Lineage: Eukaryota; Metazoa; Arthropoda; Insecta; Orthoptera; Acrididae
Product: protein FAM117B-like
Exons: 3
Coding region: 1-795 (264 amino acids)
Source: RefSeq, a predicted model, not a curated record